Messenger RNA from Nakaseomyces glabratus, 3237 nucleotides. It is a transcript of the gene MDM1, whose product is annotated as Mdm1p. The record is from RefSeq and is a predicted model, not a curated record. Gene Ontology annotation, molecular function: phosphatidylinositol binding. Lineage: Eukaryota; Fungi; Ascomycota; Saccharomycetes; Saccharomycetales; Saccharomycetaceae.
AUGCAAAAACUGCCGAGCGUGUUUGGGUUCGCAAUCCUUUUAUUUGUACCAUCCUUAUUUAGAAAUGGCUUGUUAAUUCUAUGCAUACUGUCUUUGGCCAUAAUAUUUUUGCUUUGCAGCAUAAUUAAACUGCAGAAUUUUAUUACAGGAUCACACUUCAAGAGUAAACGAAUAAAUGAAAUAGUUUCGUGUCAUAAAAAUAUACUACCAAAUAAUGUGGCCACCUAUAAAAGUAAAUUUAUUACAAUUGAUAAAUAUCCUCGAACUGCAUCAGAAAUCAGGGAAAUUAUCGAGUUUAUUGUCACUGAUUUUAUACAAUCAUGGCUUUUAAGAAUCGAGAAGGAUAACGACCAAUCUCUUCCCAAUUUAAUUCAGUCCUUACUAGAGAAUACAACUGAUAAAAUAGCGACUAUUCAAGCAGACAAAAAUAUUGUUGAUAUCAUUAGUACAAAAUGUAUCCCCAAGAUUACAAAGCACAUAAACAUCUAUAAACGAUGUGUAACUACAGAAGCUAAUUUGAAAAGGCAAACCACUCUUCAUAAAAAUAGCUUGCAUUUAGCUGUAGAAUUCAACAAGUACCAAAAGUUCCACAGAAAUGUCUCACUCAGAAACCAUAUCUUGGAUGAUAGUGUAAAAAACUAUUGUUUGGAUAAAGCCCAGCUCAUCCAGAAAAGAAUUUUGAAUGAGAAUGAGGCUUCUUCCACAAUUGUUUCAUCUUUAGUGAAAGAGAUACUGGCAGGCUCUGUAUUGUAUCCUUUAAUUAAUAAACUAAUAAAUCCGUAUGAUAUUAAUCUACAGAUAAUAUCAAUGUCUGAAAGAAUUUUGAAAGAAACUAAACAAGUGUCUCGCAUUCGACAGCUAUUAAAUGAAGAAACUGAUACUUCAGGUACUACGGAAGAACUGAUAAAUAACGCUAAAGUAUGGUGGUUAUUUAAAGAACUGCCCAUAAAUAAUAAGCAAUAUGAGUUGAGCCUGAGAUAUAUUACCACAUGCGGACAAAUCGUACCUUUACAUAAUAUAGGAUACGUACUAUUAUUAUGCUUUGGUAUCCUCGAUGAUAAUAUCGAUAAAAAGGCAUCAAAACAAAGGCUAUUACUGAUGCUGAACUUAGUUGAAAUGCGACUGAAAACUUUUAAUUCUAAGUUAAUAUAUGGUCCUUCUUUAUCUUCAAAGGUGCUUAAUUCUAAGAAUAGUUGGAGGGAAUCAACACAAUUUGUAAAAAAUUUUAUUAGCACUAUUACAUUUGCUGAUAUAGUUCAACAAAACGAAUUGAUAUUGUUCUUCGAAGAAUUUUUGGCGAAUGAAAAUAAUAUAAAUCUGAAACCAUUGCUAUCAUUUAUUUGUGAAUCCAAUCUCAUUUUGACUCCACUUGAUGAUAGUUACGAGGAAGACCAAUCAAUUGUAGAGCCACUUGCUUUUUACAGGCAACUAAAACAGUUCAUAACUGAAACCAUGAUACAUGCUUUGCGAAAUAUAAAUGCAGAACGGACAGAUAAUAUCAUGAAUUUUAUGUCACAAAACGAACCUGAUAUGAAUAUAUACUUUAUUGAUUGUCUGAAAAGUAUCCGAUUUUUGAACAAUUUAGUUGAAAACAUCCUAAAGCAAUACUUUGAACAGUUUAAGUCAUCAGCUUCAUUUCUGAAUAUGAUCACAUCCUCCAAAUUUUUCCAAACUAAUGUUUACAUAAAAGGUAUUCUAGAAUUUUCCCUGAGACAAAAAAGUGAAGAUUACUCUCAAGAAAAUGCAACAAAUAUGGGUACAAAAAACUCCAGAAUUGAUCAGAAACUGGAGUCUAUAAUCUUUGAAAACGGUAUACUUGCAAAUGAUCUACCCAAAAGAAAUGUAGAGGACUCCACUCUUGCCAACGCCUUGCUGGAUAACUAUGACAAAGAUAAGUCUAUAGAUGAUAUCCAACUUUCAGUACCUCAAGAGAGCAAAGAAUUACUAUUCAGACCAGGUUUAAAGAGUUUCAAAGAUAUCAAAGAAGCCAUAGCAGAUCUAACAUUAAAGAUCAAUCAAACUGAAAAGGAAGAUGAAAUACUAGAUCAUCUAUUACUAAAGGCGGAAUUAAUCAAUGACAAGGAACAAUUGCGAAUUCUAUCAAAGUCAAAACGCGCAAUGAAGAAAGAUAUAGAGCGAAUGGAUGUUGCAAGACAACUUCUUCUAAUCCAAGAAUCAUCCAAUGCAUUAUAUGGCACAACCGAAGUGUCAAUAUCUUCUUUUUAUGAAGAUGUAGAUGAAGGCGGUAAAAAACUAAUUACCUUUUAUUUGGUAAAUGUUAAACGACAAAAUGGCGAUAAAUCUACUUCAUGGGAAGUUUCAAGGAGAUUCAAUGAGUUUGCUGUACUAUACAAGUACUUGCACGCCAAUUACUCUAAAAAGUUAAAAAAGUUAGAUCUCUCAUUUCCAUCUAAGAUUCCAAUUACAGAAAAUUACAACAUUGCUAAAGUUGACAUAUGCAAUGAAAGAAGGAUUAAAUUUGAACUAUUUUUAAAUCAGCUCUUACAAAUUCAAGAAAUUUGUGAGGAUGAUUUAUUUAGGACGUUUUUGACCAACCCCUUAUCAUUCAGUAUAAACAGAAACCCCGAAGAAUUACCUUUGAUUAACAAUUCCCAAAGCUAUGAGUGCAUACCAGAACUUUCUUUAAUGGAUGAGGGUCUUAGAUCAACUGAUGAUUUAGUUUACGACAAUAAAUACCUUACUUCUCAUUAUGCAAAGGUACCCACAUCGAACGAAACGAAAUCAACUGUAAAGAUUAUCUCAGAAUUCUUUAUAGCAAUAUUUUCCAGUAGAACAAACUCGCGCUGGCUGCGAGGAAGAGCUAUUGUGACACUAUUACAACAAUUAAUGGGGAGCACCAUUGACAAAUACAUGAAAGAGCAGGGUGAUAAAUGGAGCUCAGAUAGUCAUGUUAGUGAUCUACUGGCUAGCUUAAAAUUCUUAUUAUGGGGACCUAAUGGAACUUUUAGGAGACCUAAGGUGGACAAGAAGGAAAUAAGUAGCAAUGAAAAACGCAAAGUAGAAAUCAAGGCCUUCCAAAUGAUGCAAACCUUGUUUAUCGAGCAAUUUGGGACUUUUAUAGGUUACCAAAGGUCAAAGGAAGCAUCAAAGUCACUGCAUGAGAUGCUUCAGAAUCAAUAUUUGAAUUGCAAUCUAGUCUUCGAGCUAUUCGAUGACAUUAUAGAUGAAUUCUUACUUAGAAAAGAGGAACUAGAAACAAACAAAAUAACUAUGUAA